Messenger RNA from Coregonus sp. 'balchen', 5372 nucleotides. NCBI's taxonomy places the organism in Eukaryota, Metazoa, Chordata, Actinopteri, Salmoniformes, Salmonidae. The record is from the annotation of a GenBank genome assembly.
GGAGCUGAAAAAACAUUUAAUCAAGUUUGUGCGGACUGUCUCCCACUCACAAAACAGUGCGAAGGACUUUGCAUUGGCACUCAUUGUACUUGUGUGGCUGGAUAAUAGGUGAGUAAGGGAAAUUCUACGCUUCUCAAAAUCCUUAGCGUUUUUCUACAUGUAAAGUUUGUUUUUAGAAUGGUUUUGAACUUCAGGCAAAACCCCUCAAAUGCUUACUGAAGGAUAUCUGUGGUUUUCUAUUUUACUCAACUAGCCAGCGAAGUUUGGAAGCGCGCGCUGUGAUGCAGUUGCUAUUUAGCUAGCUAAAACUUGAUGCAAUCAAACAAAUUUAAAUAUACUUUAUUUUUGUGGUCGUAGCAAGGCACUUAGAUUGUUCGGUAUGAUAAGGAACAUUUCCGCCCAGAAAAUACUUUUUGGGUACUUCUUUCAGACAUAACAUGCUAAAAUGUAACAUCGUGCUAGCUAGUUGGCUGGCUAUGUUGCACGAUGCAUUCCAUACUUGCAGCCAUUGACUGCGCUAGCCUAGCUAACGUCGUUACUAAACUCUUAACUUCGAUCAGCCUGGCAGAAAUAGUUUAAGUAACCUUUCGGUGUUUUAUUUAUGACUAACAGGUUUCGUAUCAUUCUGAUGACAAAUGUAUCAGUGUUUAAAUGGUUUUCUCGUACUUAUGGACAACAUUUGUUGGGGGGGAUUUGGUUUAGGCGGGAAACAAAAUGGAGGGAUGCUUAUUGUCCUGGCGGUAUGGCCACAAUGAAGCAGGAACUCAAUCGGAUUAGCGCGGUUUCGCGUCCUUGGGCUGUCCGUGGAUUGGUUUGCCGGCUUGUUUACUCAGUGGUACCAUCCGAAUACAUUAUAUUUUUAGAGGUUUUAUUCAAUUUUUGCUUAAUAUUGUUUUUACUUAUUUUUCAGAAUAUAGCAGCCAUGCCGGGUAAAGAUCCUAAUAAGCCGAAAGGAAAGACUUCUUCCUAUGCGUUCUUUGUUGCGACGUGCCGGGAAGAACACAAGAAAAAACACCCAGGAACUUCAGUGAACUUUUCCGAGUUCUCAAAGAAAUGCUCAGAGAGGUGGAGGGUAAGUUCUGACUGAGCCGCCGCCAUGUAAAAGUUGUUUUUCCGGGGGGAGGGGGGCGGGGCAAAGCGUGCCUACGAAACAGUUAGCAAAUCGAUGUAUCAAAUGGUGGGGAUUUGGAGCAACAUGGAGGCUUACGCAUUUUUCUGUUUUCCAGACCAUGUCUGCAAAAGAGAAGGUCAAGUUUGAGGACAUGGCCAAGGGUGACAAAGUCCGUUAUGACAAGGACAUGAAGGGUUAUGUGCCCCCCAAGGGCUCUAAGGCAGCAGGAAAGAGAAAGAAGGACCCCAAUGCCCCCAAGAGGCCGCCGUAAGUACUUCACUUAGAACUCUACAGAAAUCAAUACAGUUGUAUAUGUUCAGAUUUUGGAACUAAAUGUGUUCUCAACAUUCUAUCCCCAAUAGAUCUGCAUUUUUUGUGUUCUGCGCUGAACACCGUGGCAGAAUCAAGGCCGAUAACCCAGGCAUGGGCAUUGGAGACAUCGCCAAGCAGCUGGGUCUGCUGUGGGGCAAGCAGACUCCCAAAGACAAGCAGCCACACGAGGCAAAGGCUGCCAAGCUGAAGGAGAAGUAUGAAAAGGUAAGGUCCACUCCAGAACCACUUCAACUACCACUUAUAGAACACAUGUCAUAAAACAUCCAAGUCCAUUUUUGUUAACUGAAGUGUUUGUUGUAGGAUGUUGCUGCCUACAAGGCUAAGGGAGGCGCAGGUGCAACUGCUAAGAGUGGACCCGGCAGGCCAGUAGUUGGCAAGAAGGCAGCGCCCAUGGAUGAUGAUGAUGACGACGAUGAGGAGGAUGAUGAUGAGGAAGAUGAGGAAGAUGAUGAGGAUGAUGACUAAACUGCCUGGAAACUUGAGCUGGAGUAUUUGCAAAACAAUGUGAACCUUACAAUGUAACAUUUAUAGCAUUUUGGAUUUUUCAGAACAUGUACAGUGAUGUGCAAUGGCUGCAAUAAUGCAUACAGGGGUCAUAUUGUGCUGUCUUGUAAAUUUAACAGCUCUUAUUCUCAAAGCACUGCUUGUUUUGUCUUUGGAUGGUGGCAUGUUCUUUUCCGCCCUAUAUUGAUAUCGUUUCCACUGCCGUUUUAAGAAAUACAAGGAACAAUGUGUAGACGUUUGCAACCCAUUUUUAACGUGGAGCUUAAAUUGUUUCAGUGUAGAAUGAUUUCUUUUUAUAAUAAAAUUUUGUUUUGUAUAUUAUGAUUAACUCUUGCCUCGUUGAUGACUACAAGUUAGACACAGGCUGCGUUUAGACAAGCAGCCCAACUCUGAUAAUAUGCAAUUUAGCAGACUCUUUUAUCCAAAGUGACUUAGUCAUGUGUGCAUACAUUUUUAGGUAUGGGUGGUCCCGGGGAUCGAACCCACUACCCGUUGAGCCCCCCCCACUUAUGAGGUUUGGCUAUCCUAAGUUGAAUGCACCAAUUGUAAGUCGCUCUGGAUAAGAGCGUCUGCUAAAUGACAACUCUUUCUGAUCAGUCAAAAGCCCACUUGGUGGGAGGAAUUCUUUACCAAGAAUCCAUCCACCUGACAAGUGUGGCAUAUCUAGAAGCUGACUACACAGGUGCACCUUGUGCUGGGUACAAAAGGCCAGUUUCGUCAACAAAAUGGCAUGUCAAGUUGAGGGAGUGCAAUUGCUGACAGCUGGAAUGUCAAAGGCCUGCAUAGGCACCCCACAUUGAGCAUGUUUGGGAUGCUCUGGAUUGAUAAAGUUCCUGCCAAUAUCCAGCCGUUGAAGAGCGGGACAGCCUGAUCAACUCUAUGCGAAAGACAUGAUGCAAAUGGUGGUUACACCAGACAGACUGGUUUUCUGAUCCACGCCCCUACCUUAAAAUGUGAACAACCGAUGCAUAUCUGUAUUCCCAGUCAUGUGAAAUCCAUGUAGAAGGGAGGCUUUGGUCAUGUUGAUCAGACUAGCUCGCUGUAAGGUUGAUGUUCACCUUGUGGUAACAAGGUCUACAACCAAACAAGUGAAUAGCGUAUAGAUGGUCUGAGGGAAAUGCAUGUCUAUAAUCCUGUAGGUAAGAAUCCAACCUCAAAUCCACUGCAGUUGGAGUGGUUGAGGUAUUUGCUUUUGAAUAGAUAACAUGCAAAUGAGACCAUGGUUAUCUGGGGGAGGGGUGAGGACCCCAAAAUCUGGGGGAUUUAGUGUAAUCAGACCUUAACACAAGGUUCAAAAGAGGCAUGAAUAUAAUAGGCCUAUCACAAUUGAGCACAAUAAAAAGCCCCUAUUGUACAACUUGGAUAAAUAAAAUUGUCAUUUCAAGGAAGAGGGGCAAAAGUAGUUGGUAAAAAGGUUCAAUUUAUUGCCAUCAGUACAGUUCCAGACAAUAUUUUUUAUAAGUUAGAUAUUUACACCUUCAUCCAAGGCCCACUGCAUAGCUCAAUGUUUUAGAAAUACAUAUAUUUACAUUAUUUAAAAAAUGCAUACUUAUCACAUCAUACCCCAAAGAAAAAUAUUUCUUAAUUUUGCUUUGAACAAAUUGGUGUCUGAUUCUGGUUGCUUUGUAGUCAUCAUUCAACAACAUUUACAUACCAAGCUGGAAAUAUAUAAAAACAAUCAAAUAAAAACCUUUCUUUAUAUACCCAUUUGAAAUUCACCAGUUAGAGCCGAUGUGUUAAAAAAACAUCCAGUGUUCAUACUUGACCAUGAUUCAUGAGUGGACUUAUCCAUCUAGCCUGGUCCCAGAUUGGUUUGUGCUUUCUUGCCAAUUAAACACCUAUGGGUCAUUGUACAAACAGAUCUGGGACCAGGUUAUAAUCCAUUGCAGCUUUCAAAAACAUAAGAUUCUUAGGAACCUAGCUUGAGUGGGCAGUUUAUUACACGACUACUAGAAGUGGUUUUGAAUUGUUGAAAUGUUCAAUUCUGCACAUUGAUUAAUGAAUCCUCCACCAAUGUUAAGUUAGAAAAAUUCUCAGACCCCUCAGUAAUAUCCCAAAGACCCCAGUAAGAUGUAAAGAUCGAGAGAAGAGAGCAAGAACGUGUAAACAUCUACAACUGAAAAAAAGUCCAAUUCUCCAAGUGUGUACGGAGAAGUAUCUUUCGUGGGACAUAGUUGAGAGAGCACAUUAUCCCCUAUAUAGUGCAUUGCUUUUGACCAGGGCCCUUACGUAGGGGCGUCAUUUCAGCUAAACCUACACAAUUUAAGAACUCUAAAAAGCUAUUUGGAGACAGCGAAAACAAGCAGAAUUGACUCCAGCCACUAUCAUCUUAGUUGUAGCUUCAUUCCCCUCAGUAAAUAAGGGACUUCACUUUCUACAAACAUGUCAUACAGCAAUUAGCUGCUAAGCACUAGCUCAGCACCGGCAUUAAAAACGAGUUAAAUUUCAUGUGAAGUCAAGCGGCAGUUACUUAGCCAUCUUCCACCUCUGCACUGUUUUAAGACAAAAGUCAUGCUGUUCAUUACAGCUGCCUCAGCUCAAUGUGCUCUAGCCAGGCAAACAGUAUUUCCACCCACUCUGAGGCCUGCCAGCUAUUACCACUAAAACUGCAUUUGCCUUUUAAUGGGGAUUGGAAUGAUUUUAGUAGCCCAUUUAAAAAUAGUUGGUGGUGAGCUAGGGUAUGGUGAUUGCCAUACACAAUUGACACACCUGCCCAUAGGGCUCUGGUGAAAAGUAGUGCACUAUAUAGGGAAAUCGGGUGCCAUUUUGGACACAAACAACCUCUCAAUGCUGCAGACAGUUGAAGUGCAGUGUUUGACACCCUAUCCUGUUGAGUGAGUUCCAGUAGGAGUUAAGUACCCUCUGUGGGGCCGUAGCUUUAAACCGCUACAAUAUUGUUCAUCUCCCACUUUUGUGUGCUCUUGCUGGUGUCACAGUCUGCGAUGAAGACCUUGUGGAGAACGUCCGACCGAUCCAGGCACCUCCCCGUGGGGACGUGGGUGAAUCUGUGGAGGUCCUGGGAGGGAAAUGAAAAAGUGAGUUCACUUACACUACAUAUAUCCUCACAUACAGUACCAGUCAAAAGUUUGGACACCUACUCAUUCCAGGAUUUUUCUUUAUUUGGACUAUUUUCUACGUUGUAGAAUAAUAGUGAAGAUAUCAAAACUAUGAAAUAACAUAUGGAAUCAUGUAGUAACCAAAAAAGUGUUAAAUCAAAAUAUAUUUUAUAUUUGAGAUUCUUCAAAUAGCCAACCUUUGCCUUGAUGACAGAUUUGCACACUCUGCUAAUGUAAAAAAUAGUAAAAAUAAAGCAAAACCCUUGAAUGAGUAGGUGUGUCCAAACCUUUGACUGGUAGUGUACAUGCUAAUAAGCUUUGUUCAGCAGUACCAUCUCAAGAUGUAGCGCGAUAGGAAAACCUCAUAA